UCGUCGCCAUUUGAAACAAACUGAAUAAGCUAAGAACGAAGGGCAUGUGACCUGGUCAUGCAAUCUCAAAUGAAUUUCUAUCUUCAAGCACAGCCCCUCCACCUGUCAAUCCCUCUUCCCCAAAGAAAAAACCAAAACACAAACUUCACCUUCUCCAUUCUUUUUCUACUGGUAAUCCCCUUCUCCUGCAAUGACUCUGUCCAUCUUCCUCCUAUGGCUUGUCAGCAUUCCUCUCAUCGUCCACUCCCUUCCUGCCCCAAGAGGUUGGCUCAUAAGCUGUGGGGCAUCGGGAGAACAAAAGCUAGGAACCCUCAAAUACAUUCCCGAUGAAGGUUUCAUCUCCGUUGGAAACAAAUCGGUCCUCAAAGGACAAGAUUUGCUCCCGAUUUUAACAACCGUGCGAUACUUUCCCGAUACGUCGGCGAGGAAAUAUUGCUAUGUGAUUCCGGUGAUCAAAGGAGGGAAGUAUUUGAUAAGGACUACAUAUUACUAUGGAGGUUUCGAUGGAGGGACAGAGCCGCCUGUGUUUGAUCAGAUCAUUCAAGGGACUAAGUGGAGCAUUGUUAAUACUACUGAGGAUUAUGCUAAUGGCAUGAGUUCUUAUUAUGAGAUUGUCGUGGUUUCUUCAGGGAAGACGCUUAGCGUUUGCCUUGCAAGGAAUGAACAUACAAGUUCUAGUCCUUUUAUAUCGGCUCUUGAAUUGGAGUACCUAGAAGAUUCCAUGUAUAAUUCCUCUGAUUUUAAUAAGUAUGCGCUUACUACAGUUGCUCGUCACAGCUUUGGCAAUGAGGACAUGAUCAGCUUUCCAGAUGAUCAAUUCAACCGGUUAUGGCAACCAUUCACGGACAAUAACCCUGUGGUUGAUAGCAAGUCUAGUGUGUCUUCAUCAGAUUUUUGGAACCUUCCGCCUGAAAAGGCUUUCCACUCUGCCAUCACAACAAGUCGAGGAAAGACACUUGUUCUCCAAUGGCCACCUGUGUCACUUCCAAGUAGCAAAUUCUACGUUGCACUCUAUUUCCAGGACAAUCGAACGCCUAGCCCAUAUAGCUGGAGAGUUUUCAGUGUUAGCAUAAAUGGCCGGAACUUUUACAAAGAUCUUAAUGUCACUACUAAUGGCGUGACUGUUUAUGGCAAGGAAUGGCCUCUAUCUGGAAAGACUGAAAUCACCUUGACUCCUAAUGAUCGGACACCCGUUGGACCAAUGAUCAAUGCUGGUGAGAUCUUUCAGAUUCUGCCUCUUGCAGGAAGGACACUCACAAGAGAUGUGAUGGCCAUGGAAGAUUUGGCAAAAAAACUCGACAAUCCGCCUUCUGAUUGGACUGGGGAUCCCUGCCUACCUCAUGAUAACUCAUGGACUGGUGUUGUAUGUUCUCAAGAUAAUCUGGCUCGAGUUACCACUCUGAACCUCACUGGCAUGGGACUGUCAGGAAUGCUGCCUUCAAGCGUAGGCAAUUUAACAGCAAUCACCCAUAUUUGGCUUGGGGGCAAUAAACUUACUGGUCAGAUCCCAGAAAUGAGCACAUUGAAGGAGCUUCAAACCUUGCAUUUGGAGAAUAACCAGUUUAAAGGAUCAAUCCCUAAAUCAUUAGGCCAACUCGGGAAACUUCGUGAGAUAUUUCUCCAGAACAACAACCUUGAUGGUGAUAUCCCAGAUUCACUGCAAAAUAAACGCGGAAUAAACCUAAAGGUCUCCUCUGGUAAUCCGAAGGCAAUGGAGUAAUGCUAAAGAAGAGGGAAAAGAGAGGAGCAGCACAAAUUUUCUGGAGAAAUGUCAGAUAAGUGUGAUUGGGAACUUUUGGCCAUAUGUGAUGUCAAAGAAGUGUUAAGGAACCCAUUAUCCUGGAGAGAUGGAAGGAAGAAGGAGACCAAUCAUCCUCACUUCACUUGUUUGGCUUCUGUUCUCCCUUUGUAGUUAUGCAAAUAUAACAUCUACUUUUAAGACAACAAUUUGUCAAUUCUUCUUUGGUUCUUCCAUAGACAUCCAUGUUCAUAUCAUAUUCUGCUACAGUAAUGAUCAGAUGACUGAACUACAUAAUGGAAUGCAUGCUUACAAGAAUUCUU
Messenger RNA from Tripterygium wilfordii, 2061 nucleotides. RefSeq names its product probable LRR receptor-like serine/threonine-protein kinase At1g67720. The transcript is spliced from 9 exons. Gene Ontology annotation, molecular function: protein binding. Bases 191 to 1720 code for a protein of 509 amino acids. Lineage: Eukaryota; Viridiplantae; Streptophyta; Magnoliopsida; Celastrales; Celastraceae. The record is from RefSeq and is a predicted model, not a curated record.